Messenger RNA from Fusarium sp. VM40, 885 nucleotides. NCBI's taxonomy places the organism in Eukaryota, Fungi, Ascomycota, Sordariomycetes, Hypocreales, Nectriaceae. The record is from the annotation of a GenBank genome assembly.
AUGUAUGCCCGGCCCCCUUCCUCGGUCACUUCCACCCUCCGCCCGCCCGAGGUCUUCACAGCACCUUCAUCCUCUCACUUGAUCGCCAAGAGAGAAGACCCAGACGCAGAACCUACAGAACCGAUACUGAUCGACAGCCGCAGUCCCUCUCCCGAACCCCGAUCUACCGCCGACUCUCGACAACGUCUCUUCGCCUCCCUCGAACAUGGCGACUAUGUCCUUCACGAUGCCCGGCCCAUUGAGACUGCCGACGAUCUUGAUGAUAUCGAGCUGAAGCGUUGCUUUGAUAUCCUUCAUGCUUGCGGUCUGGCGACUGACGCGUCUACGACUCUUGCUUCAACGAGCGAUACGAUGGAGGAUUUUCUAAAUGCGGUCUUCAAUGGCUGGACGGGGAAUGAUGGCGAGGAGCUUAUCAAGCCAACUAUGGACUUUGUCGUCCGCGAGCACAUUAUUGUCGGUAAUAUCUGCAACCAACCACCCAACCAUCACACCAGCACUUCAUGCAACGACUCCCCUGGCUGUCAAGUCCCUGUCUACGGCAUCGCCACCUACCGAAGCCGACCAGCCCAACUAAGCAUCAGCUUCUCCACCGAGGAGCCGCCCCGAAACUCCAGCCACGCAGCCCAAGACCUGUUUUGUCCCAUGGAGCGCGCCGAUAUUCGCUGGGAGGAGGACGACUGGAUGGCUGAGCUGAGACGAGGUCUGAAGCGGUCAUGCACGAUCCGGGUCCACAGGUACAACAAGCAUCUGGCGAUUUGGUAUGCAAGGGGCUUGAUCCAUGGGUGGGCGAGAGGGAGUAUCUGGAUGGGCAGAGAUAUAGAGGUUCUUGCUUUUGUGGCCAAGGACGCCGUUGAUGCUGCUUUUGCUAUGAUGGGCGAUGCGUGA